CCGUUUUGAAUGUUCAAUUGGCCCUGACGAAAGCAUCGAUAGUGUCAGUGCCGUGUAAACAAAAACAUCAGCGACUACGGUAGGACAAGUGUGGCGAAAUUAAUUAAAUAAAUUCGAAUUCUCUUUUGUUUGCUUGCGUGUGGAUCCGUGUUUUUUCGGUUGUUCUCGAGAUGAGUGCCUCAAAGCCAAGAGGGAAAAACUGGACACAGCUGGAGGAUGAAGUGCUAUGUAAAGCAUGGCUAGAAGUGUCUCAGGAUCCAGCCGUCGGAACGUAUCAAAAGACAGAAAAACUAUACGCCCGUAUAUUUGAAAAAUUCGUCGAGAUAUGUACGAUGGAUGGCGUACCGAAUUCGGAACUACGGGCACCGAGUGGCAUCAAAAGCCGGUGGCACACCAUAAACAAAUGUGCUAGCAAGUUUGCCGGAUGCUUGGCUCAAAUAAAUGCUCGCCCACAAUGUGGUGCUUCUCCCGAGGAUAACCUGAAGAAAGCACUGGCAUUGUACGCCACUAAGGAAAAGGCACCAUUCACACUGAUCAGCUGCUACAGGUUGAUGGAAAGUGCCCCAAAGUGGCAGCAAUAUCACGUAAAGGGCCCAGCUGUGAAGCGAUCCGGUGACCACAUCUCAAACGACGACGUUGAAGAAGAGGAUGCGGAUGCAAGUUGUUCAAAAACAAUCCGUCCAAGAGGCCGAGACGCUACCAAAACACGAAAAAUAACAGACUCAGCCACCCUCGAACUCGCCAAAUCGGGCAGGCUUUUGGCGGCAGCGGCUGGCGCAAAGGUGGAGGAUGGAUUCAAGCGGACAAAAGCACUUACAAGAAUAGCAAACCACGCUAUUAUGUCUGUAGAUUUCAGUGGACUAAAUAGUGUUGCGAAGAGAUACUAUGAGCUUGAACAACAUCGCAUUUUGGAAGAAACACUGAAAGAAGUAGCUCCCGCACCUGAAAAUCCUAUGAUAGCUGAUAAGCGCAAGAUUCAGUUCCUGAACGGUCAGUUGAAGUUCUAUUUUCAGAGCAAUCAUAUGAAGAAGAAGCUGAAGGACUGGAAGCUGAGCACCUCAGCUUCGACGAGGCGGAAGGAGAAAUAG
Messenger RNA from Armigeres subalbatus, 1088 nucleotides. RefSeq lists its product as uncharacterized. The record is from RefSeq and is a predicted model, not a curated record. The transcript has 3 exons. Lineage: Eukaryota; Metazoa; Arthropoda; Insecta; Diptera; Culicidae. The coding region runs from base 171 to 1088 and encodes 305 amino acids.